AGCAGUGGGACGCUGUGAUAGAGGGAAGGAGGAAAAGAGGAUAAAAGAGAGACAGAGCGAGUGAACAGAAGAGGAGGAGGUGGAGGAGUGGGGGGACUCUCCCCUCGUUGCUGAGGAUGAAGGGAUGACACAUUUGGCAGGCUUGUUUGUGGGACUGUUGGUUGUGAGUGUGGCUGUGUCCGUGCUGCUCGGAGCUCGGAUCGGUCAGUGACAGCCCCGCAGUGCUGAUGAGCUCUCUGACCUCCGCCUGUCCGCAACUUCAAUGACUUCUCUGACCCGCGGACCCCCGGUUGGAGUGCUUUUCUGGAGCAGCAGGAAUUGCCCCCCACUCAUCUUACUGUUGGUUUUCCUGUCUGAGACCACCUGACCUGACUUCAGCAUCCUUCACUACAGCAUGUUCGGACUAAAGGCUCCACUCUACUACCUGUCCGGCAUGAGCCAUGAGCCAAAGUCGCCAUCGUUAGGGAUGAUCUCCACAGCAACGCGCACCACGGCGACCGUCAGCCCCCUCACCCCCUCCCCCAUCAAUGGAGUAGUGGUGGCCAAUGGGAGUCCAGUGUCUCAGUCUGCUCACUCCGGAUUCGCCGCUGCCCUCCGCAAACUGGCCAAACAGGCCGAAGAGCCUCGAGGCCCCGCCUCCAUCAGUGGUGAGUCGUCGCCUGUUUCGUCUCCGGCCACCAAUCACAGCUCUCCUGCAGGCACACCUAAACGGGGUCCCCUGGCUCCACCCCCCGGGGCCCACAGUGUGUCCAGCACCCCGCCUGUGGUCACCAUCGCACCGACCAAAACAGUGAACGGACUGUGGAGGAGCGAGGGGAGGCAGGCUGAAGCUGGACUCAGAGGGCCUGGCCGUGACCGAGUGACCUCAGACCCACCUGCUCCCCAUCCUCCCAGUGCCCAGGAGAAGAGUGCUGCCUCUAUUCCUCCUCACCUUCUAGGGGCACAUUUCCCUUUUGGUUUGAACCCCAAUGCAGUGAUGCAGGACCCUCGUCUGCAAGCGCUAAAUUUGUCCCGUCAGGUGCCUCAUGUUCUGCAGUCCGGGGCAGUAUCCGCAGGGGUCCCUGAGGAAUACCUGCGGGGUGGGUUCCGCCCCUACGCCUCAGCGGAGGAGCUGCGUGUGCCCUCACUCCCCCUAGGGCUGGACCCCAGUACUGCAGCUGCAGCUGCUGCGUACUUCCACUCAGGAUACCUGCCCCACCCUGCUCUCUCCUCCUACAGGAUGGAUGACCCACUCUGUUUAUCUGCUCUGCGCUCACCCUACUACCAGCUGGCACCGGGGGGCGCCCUGCACUCCCUUCACCCCUCCACGGCCCACCUCCACCUGCCUGGGGUCCGCUACCCUGCAGACCUCAGCCAUCAGUCUCUGACAGCUCUGCAGAACGAGAGGCUGCAGAUGGAAGAUAAGCUUCGCCAGAGGGAGCGGGAGCGAGAGAAGGAGAGAGCGCACGAGGCAGAGAGAGAGAAAGAGCGAGAGAGGGAGCGGGAGAGGGAGCGCGAGAGGGAACGAGAAAGAGAGCGCGAGAGGGAGCGGGAGAGAGAGAAAGAGAGAGAGCGGGAGAGAGAGCUGGAGCGGCAGAAAGAGCGAGCGAAGGAGAGGGAGGUGCAGGCCGUGCGGGCCAUGGAGAAGCACUGUCUCAACAAGGAGCUGUACACACACUCUCACACACACACACUCCCUCACAGGCAGUACAUGGAGGAGAGGGCCAAGCUGGUGGAGAGACUCGCACCAAACCGACCAGAGAAAACCAAAGAGGCCUCAGUCCAUACUCCAAAGCCCCUACAGCCCAGCCUGUACUCAUCCCUCCCCACCCCCAGCCUGCUGUCCUCACCUGGGGGGCGCCUGGGCCCGAAUGUAAGUUCAGUUCAGGGGGCCCUGGCGUCCGCAGUGAUGCUCCAGCGCCAGGGGGAGGAGGAGAGAUGGCUGGCCAGGCAGAGGAGGCUGAGACCGGAGAAGGAGGACAGACAGGGUCCAGUGUCUGAGUUCAGACCUCACGCUCCAGAACCGGGUCCAGAGCUACAGGAACUGCACAGGGACACACAGAGGUCUAACUCUCAUCACCAGGAACACACCAUGAAUGCCAGAGACCUACCUCACCAUCUGGGGGCACCACCUCCUCUAAUAUCCCCCAAACCACCUCCACGGGACCAGCCUGCUAACCCUCCCACCACUCUCUGGAACCCCGUCUCCCUCAUCGACUCUCCCUCACACAUGCGUCGAGGAUUCGACCCUCCGUUACCCCCCAGCUGUCCACCGCCGGGGCUGACCAAACACGAGCGGAGCGAGGACGGGGUCCGGAGGCUGGAGUGUCCAGAUAGGGUCCCUCCCCAGAGAGCACAUAACCUCCUGGAGCACAGCACCUUCCUGGCAGACCUGGAGAAAUCCACUCAGAACAUUCUGAGCCAGCAGAGGGUCUCACUGGCCCUGCCUGGACCCUACGCAGAGCUCAGGGGCUCGAAGAGAGCAGCUUCGCCCAUCAGGGCCUUCCCUCAGGGCCCGGUCCGAGCGGUGGAGCCCAUGCUGGUGUACGACCAGGUCCUGCAGCAGCACAGAAGACUCCUCAGCAAACUGGAUCUGGAGGAGAAGAGACGCAGGGAGGCUAGAGAGAAAGGUUAUUACUAUGAACUGGAUGACUCGUAUGAUGAGAGUGAUGAAGAGGAGGUCAGAGCUCAUCUCAGGAGAGUGUCUGAGCAGCCGCCUCUCAAACUGGACCAGUCAAAAGAGAAAAUGGACUUCCUCAAUGUGUUUGGAUUGACCACCCUCUCCUGCCGUGCUGAUCUGUUGGAGAGGAAGAGGAAGAAGAGAAGGAGGAUGAUGAGAGAGCGCAGCCCCUCUCCCGUACCUGCGCAAAAGCAGACACCCCCCACGCCCACUCCUCCCCCCGCCCUGUCCACUCGCUACAGCCCAGAGGACAUGGACAGUGUGCCUGACCUGGAGGACAAGAAGAACUUCCUCAGUAUGUUCAGCCUCAACCACCUCAGCCAAGAGCAGAGAAUAGAGAAAGAAAAAGUAGAGAACCUGCUGGAUGCCAUCAAACAGAAAACUGUGACUCUCGACACACUCCGAUACGCUACACACACACCCUGCUCCAGCCCGCCCUCUACAGCCUCAGAACCUACAGCACCCUCCACGCCCUGCCAGUCAAAUGAAGUGCCCCUCCCACAUUCCCGGAGCCCCACCCCUCCUGCUCCUCACAGACACCUGCACAAUAACGGUCAACAAUCUGACCUCCGUAGACUCCAGUCUGACCCACCACGCCUUAAAGAGCCCCCUCCACUGGCCCCUCUGCAGGAACACCCCCGCUUCGGAGAGGUUCACCCCAUCAGGAGACCCCCCAGCCUGCAGGCCAGCCCCAGACCCCCGCUCAUCCCGCUGAAGGAGCACGUAGCUGGACGGAACGGUCUCACCGUCCGGCCUCAGCACUGGGAGAGCACCAGCGCCGAGGAGUUCGCCCAGCAGUUCCACCAGUCUGUGCUGCAGUCCACUCAGAAAACCAAGCACAAGCACAAAGGUGGCGUCACAGAGCCAAACCACAGGGUUCACAACUCCGUGCAUUACAACCCUUCAGACCACCAGGGGGCACCAAACAGAUUACCUUAUUCUUACACCAACGGCAACUCCUGCCACCCGCCUGCUCGCCCAGAGCCUUCAGGGCUGAGUGAUGAGCGAUCCGCUGAGGAAGAGUCCAGUGAGGAAGAUGAUGACGAUGAUGAAGAGGAGUCUUAUCGUCCUAAAUGGAAGGGAAUUGAGGCCAUAUAUGAAGCGUAUCAUGAGUACAUAGAAGAGAGGAGUAUAGAGAGUGAGGUUCUGCAGAGUGAGUGCAGGAGGCUGGAGGCUCAGCAUUACCAUCUGAGUGUGACUGCUGAUCAGCUCUCCAUCAACAUGGGGGAGCUCCUGGCACAGAGGCAGAGGCUGGCGCUGGAGAGAGAGCGCAUGCAGGCGGAACUCGAGCACUUCAGGAAGUGUUUGGCGCUGCCGGCGUUGCACUUGCACAGGGGACACUAUAAAGGGCCGCCCCCAAGGUGACCCCCUCUCACCCUGCUGACUGAUCAUUAGGGAGCUGGGCAUCCAGCACCCAGCUCCUUUCACCUGAGAGAAGCCUGGGGAGAGGACUCUGCACUGAGGGGCGACAGUGAGGAGGAAGAGGAGGCCUGACCUUUUGGCGGCAGCAGCAGCAGCAGAAGAUGAUGAAAAUGAUGAAGAUGAUGAAGGGGAAGAGAGGAAUAACUGGCUGCUGUCAUGAAGAAGAGUGGAAACCAGCAUUGAGAAGCCUCAGUGGAUUUAAUCCCAACAGCCAGAGACUGAAACCCCCCAAAACACCCACAAAAUAAAAAGAAUAUUAAUAAUAAUGACAGCCAAUCGCCAACCCACUGCACCUUCACCCAAACCCUACCUGCAGGGCCAGUGACGGAGCAGCAGCUACACAAAAUCAGCCAAUCAGUGACUGGAGGAGAUAAGAGGAACUCUCUGUUUUAAUUCGAAUUUAACUCCACUCCAUCACGUGCUUGAAACCACGUCCUUCUUCCACUCCUCCGCUCAUCCACUCAGUACCCAAGAUGCACUUAAAACUCAAAACUGUUGACUCAAACCUCUGCUACGAAAGUGUGGAACAGAAACGACUGGCGGAGUUUAUUGUUUAUACGUUUAUUACUGAUAGAAGUUGUUUUGAAAAUGUUUGAGUUUCAUUGCUUGGAAAAUCUGAUGUAAAUAUUGCAACAGAGUUUUGUAUGAUUUUAUUAUUCGGAUUGAUUAUUUGACUUUGAUUACAAAGCCUGCCUUUUAAUAUUUUAUUGCUUUUAACUGGAGGAGGGAAAAAAAGAGCGUUUCUGCUGGUCAGUACAGGAGAAUCGUGGUUUAGGAAAGAAAGGAAGGUUCUAAUAAGGCUAUUUUGAUGGUCAGUCCUUCAACCAUAAGUCCAGUCACCUCCUCCUCCCGCCAUCAGUUACGCUCACUAUGUUUCUCUGAUGCAUCAGCAGCCAAUAACCCACUCCCCCCCCCACAGUUCUGCACUCAUUCGUAGCCCAAAGCUGCCAUAGCAGCUCCAGAGAAUAAGGCUAGAGAUUUACUUGCUGUUUGGAGUUUCAACUAACUGCAUUGUCAGCUGCACUGUAACUAGGGCUGCACGAUAUCAGGGAAAAAAAUUACCCAAACAACAGCAAUCGGCCCUUUAAUCAGUCAUUUACAUGACUUGUUAAAAGGUUUUCUGCGAUUAGAAGCGUGAAUUCAGCUGUAAUUGGAAAUAUCUGCGCUAAACUGUGCUGGACUGAGGUGCACAGGUUUCGACACAUGCCCACGUUUACAAGCAUGUGCCCAACCCAACCAUUAGGAUGGAGGCCAUGCAGUUACCUUGUGUUUACUCCUGCCCCCCCCCUCGUGCUCCCCCUCCCCCUUGCGCUUCUCAGGCAGCAGCAGCAGUCUGUCACUCACACAGACACAGAGACAGCGCUGUGUAUCUACUUCUUGUGUCAAGAAUCAAAACAUUGAAACAACAUGACGUGUUUGAUUUAAUUGCCUUAAGUGACAUCGCAUGUCCACGAUGACGAUGCUUAAACAAUAUAUCGUGCAGCCCCAGUUGCAACUCCCAUCAGUUGACCAUAGUUGCACAGUUGCGUUACUCAGCUUGCACUGCCCCUACCAUUUUGGGUGUACUACAAACUAAAGAAAGAGACGCAGGAUAUGCGAGGCAGCCAUAAUGCGCAUGUGAUCACCUAAUAAACAGCAAGUAUAUCUCUAGCCUAGCUAGAGUUCGGACCUGCAACCUUUUAAAAAUGAAAAAAGUGCCACAGUAUUUUUGUGCUAUUUCUCUCACUGAUAGAUAUUCUGAUGUUGUUGUACAGGAGCACUUACUUGAGAUGCUGCAUGAAGGUUCCAGCACUGGACAGCAGUGCUGAUCUCACUGCAGUGAAAUGUUUACAGUGUGUUCUUGCCACAGAGAAGCAUUCCUGUUAUAGUGGACUCUCAUUCCCAGCACAAACACACUGGUGUCGCUCUGUCGUCGGUGACCUGUGGUCAAGUUGACAUGCUUGGUUCGGUAUAAUGAAGACAGACGAAAAAAGAAUAGAAAAAAAAGAAAAGAAAAGAAAAACUAUAGAUGGCAGAUUUUUUUUUUUUAAAAUGUGUUAAAAACAGAAAGGAAGCAGGCAAGGAGAGUUUCGGAUGAGGUACAAAUGCCCCCCUUCUUUUUUUAAUGCUGUGAAAAAGUUUGAAUUGUAAUUUUUUUGUUUCUUUAAAUGAAGUGUAUGGUAAUAUAUUAUUAUUAUUUGUCGAAUGUAGUUAAUAGUUAUUUAUGAAUAACUGCUGUAAAAGCAGACAAAAAGAGACUUAAAUCUGAAAAGCAGAAUAAUGCAGAUAAUGUUGGGUUCUUUGUACAGACACAAGAAGUUUCGGGUACAGACACAAGAUUUCACUCCAGAGAUACUGUACAGUGAUAACACGAGCUGUAGUCUUUAUUUUAAAACUUGAUUCCAUAUAACAAUAUGAUUUUCUGCUUUGGUAAAAUUUAAUCUCUACAUUUCUAAUGGAACAGAGGAAAUGUCUCAUUGGGAGUACUGUUUUCUUCUUCUUUUUUUUUUUUUUUUAAUGGCCAGGUGUCAACAGAAAGACAGAAAUAAUAAAGUGAUACUUUUCAUUUA
Messenger RNA from Astyanax mexicanus (Mexican tetra), 6630 nucleotides. RefSeq names its product genetic suppressor element 1-like. Lineage: Eukaryota; Metazoa; Chordata; Actinopteri; Characiformes; Acestrorhamphidae. Bases 395 to 4024 code for a protein of 1209 amino acids. The record is from RefSeq and is a predicted model, not a curated record. The transcript is spliced from 16 exons.